GAUGCGUUGAACCCCUCCCCGACGUUUAUUGGGAGUCGACAGGGUAUAUCGGCGGCGGCACCUCUACAAAGCUGCUAAGCGGGGACCUUGAAAACCAGGGUUCCGGCUAAACAGAGCUACCAAGCGUCGUCAUGGCCUUGUUUUUUCCCUCCCAAAGCACUAGCACUUUCCUUCUUUUCCGUCAUUCUUGUCGGAGUUCUUCUUAAAUAGUCACACCUUCCUUUUCGUCGGUCUUUCUUUUCCACAACCUCAAGAAGAACGGACUAUGUUCUCUCUCAACCGGACUCACCUUCGAAUGGUUCUCACCGGACUCAUUCUAACCCUCUCCUUCGCGCACUCCGUGAAUGCGAUCGUAACUCCUCUCUCCCCCGGUCCUGGAGACUCUUUUAACCAAGGUUCAACAUGUACGACGACUUGGGCUGGUGACUCGGGGAGCAACUGGGGAGAUAUGACUAUUGAACUAAUGAGUGGGAGUAACUUUCAGAUGGUUCAUGUGAAGACCGUCGGAACGAGCCUAGACGGAAACAAAGACGGUCGCCUUGACUUUGAAUGUCCGGAGGUCGACCCAUACGCAGCCAUCUAUUUCUUCCAAUUCUCCUCACCCUCAACCAGGGACCUAACUUGGACGACGAGAUUCACUAUCGCUGACAGAGACGGACGCUCGGUGGCUCCGGGCGAAACGACUCAACCGGAUGGUGCGUUGAUCCCAUGGGGAGUCGGGAGCGUUCUCGACGUUGCCAUUGGCGCCGGUUCUGGUAGCAUUGCCAUCACAUCUAUUCCUCCCGUUACGGAUGCAGCUCCUACUAGCACGAGUACUCUCGACAACAUCAGCACUACAGGCAGCACUACGGACGGUACUACCACCUCCACGUCCCAAGCUGGCCAAACUUCUCCGACCAGUGGCGCAGUCAGUAGUACAGUCAGUCACACCGGCCCUGCUCCUCCAGCUUCAAGUCCCACAUCUACUCCUGGAUCAAGUUCUUCUGGGUCAAACGGAUCUAGUACUCACGGCAAUAGCUCGAACUCGGACUCUGAGAACACCGGUUCUGGGAGAAAGCAAUGCAGGAGGAAAGUCUCCAAGCGUGGACACCCUGGGCGUAGUAGUCUGGGACAGUGAAGGCGCAGUGAAGGUCGGGACGGAAAAAUAAUUCCCUCAGGUUACGGACUCCUGGCUUGAACAUUUAAUUUUGGACUUUGAACAUACGUACGUAGUUACAUUACUCCAACUUUUAAUUACCCAGCGUAGUAAAUUGGUAGCGAAACUACAAGCAGCAUGCAUAAACGUGUUACUAUUCCUGAUGCUGUGUUUCAAACUGGGUAGAUGUACAAACGUCGCCCUUUCCACUUUCCUUAUCAAUAUUUUUGGCUCGGACGUUAACGGAAUAGAUAGAUAAUACUUUUUUUAUGUUGGAUGUCAAUUUUUCUCUCCAGGAUUGCAUGCUUGCAUGGUGUUAUAAUCACCUUGUGGUCUUCAAGUCUUCCAUCACACUAAGCAAUGUUCGCA
This is a messenger RNA of Marasmius oreades (fairy-ring Marasmius), 1504 nucleotides long. RefSeq lists its product as uncharacterized. NCBI's taxonomy places the organism in Eukaryota, Fungi, Basidiomycota, Agaricomycetes, Agaricales, Marasmiaceae. The record is from RefSeq and is a predicted model, not a curated record. The transcript is spliced from 5 exons. The coding region runs from base 266 to 1117 and encodes 283 amino acids.